Podarcis lilfordi (Lilford's wall lizard) is the source of this 39347-nucleotide messenger RNA. The record is from the annotation of a GenBank genome assembly. Lineage: Eukaryota; Metazoa; Chordata; Lepidosauria; Squamata; Lacertidae.
AUGGGGGACCCCCCUGGGCUGCCCUGCCGGCCUUCCUCCCCCUGCCGACAAGAGCCGGCGCUGAAACGUGGCUGGCUGAAGAAGCAGAGAAGCAUCAUGAAGAACUGGCAGCAGCGCUGGUUUGUCCUUCGUGGCGACCAGCUCCUGUACUAUAAGAAUGAGGAUGAGGUCAAGCCACAGGUAAGGUGCCUCUGGGCUGGAAGUGAGAAAAAGUAGCCAGCAAUCUGUUGAGGCCGUUGGUGGGUCUCCUGCCUGUGGUUGUGUGUCUGUGCGCUGCUUUAACAGUCUACAUAAAGGAUAUUCUCUUGCACAUCUGGCUGUGUCUGCUCUGUCCAAAGGCUUCUUUGGUGAUCACUUGUAGCCGAGUAAGAUUGUCUUCCAAAACAGGAUUUUAGCAGUGAGUCCGUAAGUGACUGUGGAGGCCAAUUCUGGAUCCACACAUCCUUCCACAGUGGGGACAUAGGUUUCUGGGUGGCAGUUGAUCACAGUGUGGAUUUGCCAAGCGUGCCUUCUUCCUAGCACGUUUCUCCCUUUUGUCCUGAGUUCGAGCAUCUAUCAAAGCCCAUAACACCUUUGGUAAAGGCUGUUCUCCAAUUGGAGCACUUGCAGUCCAGUGUUUCCCAGUUGUCAGUGUUUAUGCUACUGUUUUUUUAAAGAUUUGCCUUGAGAGAGUCUUUAAACCUCUUUUGUUGACCACCGGCAUUAUGCUUUCCAUUUCUGAGUUCGGAAUAGAGUAGUUGCUUUGGAAGACGAUCAUCAGGCAUCCGCACAACAUGACCAGUCCAACGAAGUUGAUGUUGAAAAAUCAUUGCUUCGACAGAGGCAUAACGUUGGCAGCACACAUGUUGUGGACAAAGGGGCAUCAAUGGGCACUAGGGCUGGGCAAUAUAUCAAUAUAUAGUCCAAAACCAGUUUGAAGUCCAUAUCGUCGUAUCGGUUUCAUAAUUUUUGACCUGGCAAUAUAUCGCGAAUCAUGAUGUAUGUGUGUGCCAUGCAAAAAUCAUGAUGCAGGGAAAACCGUGAAGCCAUCCGAUGCCUGUUAGUUUCUGUUUGCCACUGACCAGCUGCUUAGAGUCACAAGGCUCUGUUUACAUUCCAGAGACCUUCCAGGCUGUUGGAAGUCUCCUGUGAGACGAGGACACGCAUGUGGCGUUACUGGUUUCCUGUUCCUUUGUUCCUUUGUUGUUCAGUUGCUCUCUGCUUUCAUAGAGAGAGGCUGUAUUUUUCUUUGCGUGGACAGGCGGAGUCCCCCAGAUCCCGCGCGGUCCCCCCGUCAUGUGGAAUAACGACUCAAGACAACGUGCUAUGGGAUUAAAUUGGCCACAACUUUAUUAAAUUUCAAAUGUGGGUAGACCUUGGCUCAGGCAUUGGGUGUUAUCCCUCCCCAGUCUCCAGCCGGGGACCUAGGGAGCAUCAGGGUUGUCCAGUGUGGGGGGGGAUGGGCCGGCUCUGGAGAACAUAUGUUCAAGCAGAGAUAGCCGCCCCCGUUACACCACCGUCGCAGGGGAGAGCAAUGACGACCUUUCGGCGUAUGGUCAAAGCCUCCCUUCAGAAACCCCUUUAACAGGGAACCCUGGUAUUGCCGCUGCAAAGAGUAAGAUGGACUAAAGGAUUCCGCCCAAGGCCUGAUACCGCCAAAGUUGUGACGUUUUGCUACGGGAAAGGCGAAACCUGCCAAUGCAGGGGAAUUCCUUUCCGGCCCUUUAACAGCGACGUUGACGUAGCAGCGCCCGCAUACCUGUGAAGAAAAGUUAACCUGCAAACCUGUGAAGAAAGAUUAACCUGCAAAACAAAACAUUAACUGCGGGUGGGUAGGGUGGGAGAAGCUCUGGAGCCAAGUGAGGAUUCCCAGGUAAGAUCCUCCCUCUAUUGUGUGGGCAGGUUGUCCCUCCCCUACCUGGACUGGUCUCCUUGGCAACGCUUCCCCCAGGCGGGAUUGGACAACUGACUGAGGUAGGCGGAGACCUCCAGGUAUCCCACCUGAGGGAAGGCAAAGCCAAGCCUAUGCUGAUGGAGCCGCUCCAGAUCCAGGGGCUACGCGCGUCCACGCAAAGGGCACCCCCCGUUUUAUGCGGGGAGUGGUCAUUGCUGUCUGCGUAGAAGAUAAUAAAACUCUUUAGCUAUGUAGCUCAUACUAUCUCAUCCUUCCGCGUGCUGCUUUGGAUUCUCUGCUGAAUGAGGGAACAUACCUUGGAGCCUUAUCAGAGGCUCAGGUGAUCAAUUACGUCGGAAGAUGAGCUUUAUCAGAUCGGUCGUAGUGGAGAUCCCGACAGCCUCUACAUAUCUCCAUUCUUAUUUCAGGCACCGUGAUAUAUGGGUAUAUCACAAUGUUUAGCUGGUGAUACAUCACAAUGUUGAAAAACCAAAUAUUGCCCAGCCCUAAUGCAGAAACCGUGACCCUUGUACACUUUCACAGCCUGGUUGUGGACACAGCCCAGUUUCAGCACUCAAGGAUGAAAGACAGUGACCUGACUAUGCAGGGUGAAAUCUCUACCUGUAUGGCCAGCUCACUGUGAAACAGGUGUAGUGCUGGUUAGCUGUGAGGGAAGGAUUGUGGUUUAAGGAGUGAGCUGGACAGUGGCGUAGCGUGGGGGGUGCAGGGGGGCCGGCCGCACCGGGCGCAACAUCUGGGGGGGCGCGCUCGCACUCGCAGCUUUCUGCCCCUACCUGGCUCGAGUGCUAAAAUCCACGGGUUAGGGGGCGCAAAUUACUUGCCUUGCCCCGGGUGCUGACAACCCACGCUACACCACUGGAGCUGGAAGCUGGGUUUAGAGACCAAUGAAAAUAGGGAUGUCUUAUUAUUAUUAUUAUUAUUAUUAUUAUUAUUAUUAUAUUGCUUAUAUCCCACCCAUCUUACUGGGUUGCCCCAGCCACUCUGGGUGGCUUCCAACAUGUAUAAAAACAUAAUAAAACAUUAAACAUUUUCUUUAAAAACUUUUCUGCCUUAGCUGCCUUCAUUUAGUUAGUUAUCUCCUUGGCUCGGGGGUUGCAUAACUCCAUGCCCUCCAACAUUUCUCUGAUGGAAAUAGGGACAUCCUGAGGGAAAGCAGGAUAUUCCAGGAUCAAAUCAGAAACUGGGAUGGCUUCUCUAAAUAUGGGACCAGUCCCUGGAAAAUAGGGACACUUGGAGGGCAGCUUUUGGAUAUAUGGGGAGCUGAAUGACCCUCUUUCUGUAUGCUGUUUACCAGGCAUAGGCAAACUCCAGAUGUUUUGGAACUACAAUUCCCAUCAUCCCUAGCUAACAGGACCAGUGGUCAGGGAUGAUGGGAAUUGUAGUCUCAAAACAUCUGGAGGGCCGGAGUUUGCCUAUGCUUGCUGUUUACCUUCCACAUUUACAUUUCAAAUGUCCACUUCCCUUCUGUUCCCUGACUUUUUUCUCUUUUUUCUGCCAAUUUCAGGGGUUCGUCCCUUUGCAAGGCAAUCAGGUGAAUGAAGUGCCCCCCAAUCCUGAGGAGCCAGGGAAGUACCUCUUUGAAAUUUCUGCAGGUAGGCCUGCGUUUCGGUCUCCUUUGUCUUGAUCGUACGGUUCUGAUUUGAUGAGCGGAGCAGGGAAGUGGUGUAACUCCAUGGUGGGGCAUUUUAAUUUUUAAUUCUGAUAGGAAAUGCUCUGCAGGGCUAGGCCGUAUUGCUGCGAUAAAAAUGAAUGUAUUGCCUAGAAUGUUGUUUUUGUUUCAAACUUUGCAGAUUGUGGACAAAAUGGACUGUUUCAAGAGAUGGCAGAAAGAUAUUUCUAAAUUUGUCUGGCAGGGCAAGAAACCUAGAAUAAAAUUUAAAAUUUUAACAGAUGCAAAGGAAAGAGGUGGAUUUGCCCUGCCAGACCUCAAACUUUAUUAUGAAUCAGCAGCUUUUUGCUGGUUGAAAGAAUGGCUACUUCUUGAAAACACUGACAUUUUGGAUUUGGAAGGUUUUAAUAAUGUAUUUGGAUGGCAUGCAUAUUUAUGGUAUGAUAAGGUCAAAGCACACAAAGCAUUUAAAAACCACAUUGUCAGGAAAGCGCUAUUUAAUGUUUGGAUAAGAUAUAAGGAUUUGCUAGAAAAUAAAACCCCGAGGUGGCUGUCACCAAUGGAAGCGAAAGCCUUGAAAAGGGUCAAUAUGGAGGUCAAAUGGCCGAAAUAUUGGGAAAUUUUGGAACAAGACGGAGAUAGACUGAAAUUGCAGAGUUUUGAAAAAUUAAAAAACAAAGUGCGAGACUGGCUUCAUUAUUAUCAAAUAAUGGAGGCAUUUAAAUUAGACAGGAAAAUUGGCUUCCAGGUGGAAAAAUCAAAAUUAGAAACAGAAUUGUUAGAACCCAAUACUAAGAAUCUGUCAAGAAUGUAUAACUUGCUGCUGAAAUGGAAUACUCAAGAUGAAACGGUAAAAUCGGCUAUGAUUAAAUGGGCACAGGACGUAGGACACAACAUUAUGUUCGCUGACUGGGAACAGUUAUGGACCACUGGUAUGAAAUUUACGGCAUGUAAUGCCUUAAGAGAGAAUAUUAUGAAAAUGAUAUACAGGUGGUACAUAACCCCAGUCAAGCUUGCGAAAAUCUAUCACUUGCCCGAUAAUAAAUGUUGGAAAUGUAAAGAAACUGAAGGUACAUUUUUUCACCUUUGGUGGACGUGCCCAAAGAUUAAGGUUUUCUGGGAAAUGAUAUAUAAUGAAUUAAAAAAAGGUAUUUAAGUAUACCUUCCCCAAGAAACCAGAGGCCUUUCUCCUGGGCAUAGUGGGCCAAAUGGUGUUAAAAAAAGGAUAGAACUUUCUUUAUGUAUGCAACAACAGCAGCAAGAAUACUCAUUGCAAAGUAUUGGAAGACACAAGAACUUCCCACGCUGGAGGAAUGGCAGAUGAAACUUAUGGACUAUAUGGAAUUGGCGGAAAUGACUGGUAGAAUCCGUGACCAGGGAGAAGAGUCGAUGGAGGAAGAUUGGAAGAAAUUCAAAGACUAUCUUCAGAAACACUGUAAAAUUAAGGAAUGUUAAAGUGAUGUUGGAUUGAAAAUAAGUGGUUUCCAGCUGAACAGGUUAAAGCUAAGGAUAGAUUAAGAUUAAAGAUUAAGAUUAAAGAUGUUUAAAGAAAUGGAAAUUUGAUAAUAAAAGGGAAAAAUUUAAAGGUAUAUGACAUUAAGAACAAGGAUUAUGUUUAAAAAGCUGAAGCUAUAUAGUUUAAUAUUUCAUUAAAUUAAAGAUUGGGUUUAAAAAGUGGAAAAGAAACUGCUGGACAAAUAAUGUAGAUUGGAAUACAAAAGAGGGAGGUAUGAGGAAGUCCAGAAAAUAAGUAAUUUAAAAUUGGGAAUGUAAAAGAGAGUUUGUUUUAAAUUGUUAUGUUGUGUGUUUUUAUUGUUAAAUUUUGUAUUGUUUUUCUUUUUUGUGUGUGUGUGUUGUUUUUUCUUUUUUCUUUGUUUAAAACUUUAAUAAAAAUUAUUCAAAAAAAAAAAAGGAAAUGCUCUGCAGGGGUCGAGGGGACAAAAAAAGGGGGGGCUAAGGAAGGUCAAGGACAUGGGCGGCGCUGUGGGUUAAACCACAGAGCCUAGGGCUUGACGAUCAGAAGGUUGGCGGGUUGAAUCCCCACAACGGGGUGAGCUCCCGUUGCUCGGUCCCAGGUCCUGCCAACCUAGCAGUUCGAAAGCACCUCAAAGUGCAAGUAGAUAAAUAGGUACCGCUCCAGCGGGAAGGUAAACGGUGUUUCCGUGCGCUGCUCUGGUUCGCCAGAAGCGGCUUAGUCAUGCUGGCCACAUGACCCAGAAGCUGUACACCGGCUCCCUCAGCCAGUAAAGCAAGAUGAGCACCGCAAUCCCAGAGUCGGUCACAACUGGACCUAAUGGUCAGGGGUCCCUUUACCUCUAAGGAAGGUCAGUUGCGAGGGAGGGAGAAAUGCCUCUCUUCUCAUCUGAGAAAUGUUAAGAGGGUAUGAGAUGCUUUAGAGGGACGCGGGUGGCGCUGUGGUCUAAACCACUGAGCCUCUUGGGAUUGCUGAUCAGAAGGUCAGCGGUUCGAAUCCCCGCGACAGGGGUGAGCUCCCGUUGCUCUGUCGCAGCCCCUGUCAACCUAGCAGUUCGAGAGAUAAAUAGGUACCAUUGUGGAGGGAAUCUAAACGGUGUUUCUGUGCGCUCUGGUUUCUGUCACAGUGUCCCAUUACACCAGAAGCGGUUUAGUCCUGCUGGCCACAGGAUCCAGAAAGCUGUCUGUGGACAAACGCCUGCUCCCUCAGUCUGAAAACGAGAUGAGCACCACAACCCCAUAGUCGCCUUUGACUGGACUUAACCGUCCAGGGGUCCUUUACCUUUACCUUUACCUAUGAGAUGUUUUAGACUACACCUUCCAUCAGCCUAAGCCUGUUGUAGUUCAAAACACCCAGGAGACACCAAAUUGACAGUGGCUGUCUUAAACAUUGUUCCUGUUUUUGCUUGGAUUCCUCUUGCCGUGAUUAUCUUAGGCCUACACCCUGGAGGAACUUGCUGUUUUGUAGCUACUCUUUAGCUGUCAGCAGGUUUCGAACAACAACUGUUGCGCUUGUUUUGAUUCCAAACACCAGCAUGCUCUCUGCAAGAAGAGUCCGAGGACUCAGCUACCUUAGUCAAAAUACAGUGUUAUACAGUGGUGCCCCGCAAGACGAAAAACUCGCUAGACGAAAGGGUUUUGCGUUUUUUGAGUCGUUCCGCAAGACGAAUUUCCCUAUGGGCUUGCUUCGCAAGACGAAACGUCUUGCGAGUUCUUGCAAGUUUGUUUCCUUUUUCUUAAAGCCGCUAAGCCGUUAAUAGCCGCUAAGCCGCUAAUAGCCGCUAAGCCGCUAAGCCGCUAAUAGCCGUGCUUCGCAAGACGAAAAAACCGCAAGACGAAGAGACUCGCGGAACAGAUUAAUUUCGUCUUGCGAGGCACCACUGUACAGCACCAGACGGCUGAACUCACAACUCAAUGAUAUUUUCAAUUUACAACAGUUUUUUUGCAGAGUGUUUUUUAAUAGCUUUGUAGAUCUCGCCACACAUGCACAUCCAUACAGGUUCAUGCGAGAGUCAGUAUGGCUAUGCUUAAGCUACGUAUGUUAUGUACUGAAGUUCCCACCUUGGGCCCGCAGGGAGAUACUGUAGAUAGUUAUGCAAAUAAGGGAUUGAAAGUGACAUUCAGUGAUUGGAUAGUUUUAGAAAAUUGUUACAGUUACAUUGUACUGGAGCUCUAUAUAAACAGGCUGACUGAACCCUUCAGUUCAGUUCUGUUCUGGCCUGUGAAUAAACAAGAGCUGUUUGAAGAAUCACUGUGUCGUCUGAUAUGUUCACCCACAACUUAACAAAGUAUAUGCAGCGGUACCUCGGGUUAAGUACUUAAUUCGUUCCGGAGGUCUGUUCUUAACCUGAAACUGUUCUUAACCUGAAGCACCACUUUAGCUAGUGGGGCCUCCUGCUGCCGCCAUGCCGCCGGAGCACGAUUUCUGUUCUCAUCCUGAAGCAAAGUUCUUAUCCUGAGGCACUAUUUCUGGGUUAGUGGAGUCUGUAACCUGAAGUGUAUGCAACCUGAAGCGUAUGUAACCUGAGGUACCACAGUAAAAGCAAGGACUGGAAGCCAAAAUGGUGACAGCUGGGACAACAAGCAAGUUAACAAACCAUGCAGGAAUAAGCCAGAGUUUAGGAAGACCAUGGGGCUCAAGCAAGGAUCAGCUGGAACUCAAAGCCCUUUGUACUCCUGUCUGCCCCAAAGGUUCCAAUAACCAGUCAGUUCAUGCAGUUACUUCACUGAGAAAGCAACUGCCUGAACAUUGGUGGUUCACCACAUGGGGGAACAGAGCACAUAGCUAUAGUCCAAGACAGCACUUUGAUAUAGGAAUGUCCUCCAUGUUUGAAAAUGUUACAUACAGUGGUACCUUGGUUCUCAAACUUAAUCCAUUCCAGAAGUCCGUUCCAAAACCAAAGCGUUCUAGAACCAAGGCGCGCUUUCCCAUAGAAAGUAAUGCAAAAUGGAUUAAUCCGUUCCAGAUUUUUAAAAACAACCCCUAAAACGGCACUUUAAUGUGGAUUUUACUAUCUAACAAGACCAUUGAUCCAUAAAAUGAAAGCGAUAAACAAUGUACUGCAGUCACACAAUCAAUCAAUCAGCAGCUGAACUGGGUUCAACACAGUCGCAAAAACAAAACAAAAAGAGCCGCAAAAACAAAAACGCAAAAUAAAUAGCAAAAACAGACAGACCUCAGCGUAGUACUCAAAACGGAAGCGUAACACUCAAAACGGAGCACGUUUGGCUUCCAAAAAAGUUCACAACCGGAACACUUACUUCUGGGUUUGCAGUGUUUGGGUUCCAAGUUGUUUGAGUACCAAGGCAUUUGAGAACCAAGGUAGUUAUCUCAGAGCUGACCACAGAACUGCAGGGCUUUCUAUUCUUAUUACAAAAAGGAACCUGUGUUUAGAUGCUUGCCUCCACACCUGCGUGCCCCCAAAUGUAAUUUUUUAACACCCUGGUAGGUAGGGGUGGUUGUGGUUGUUCUUUUAGUGUUUCUUUUUCAGGAAUAUAGCGAGGUAUUUUGAGCGGCAGUCGCCUAGCAUUUUGCAGCUGUGGCCCUCCUCACAGUUAAAGGUAAAGGGACCCGUGACCAUUAGGUCCAGUCGUGACCGACUCUGGGGUUGCAGCGCUCAUCUCGCUUUACUGGCCGAGGGAGCCGGCAUACAGCUUCCGGGUCAUGUGGCCAGCAUGACUAAGCCACUUCUGGCGAACCAGAGCAGCGCACAGAAACACUGUUUACCUUCCCGCCAGAGAGGUACCUAUUUAUCUACUUGCACUUUGACAUGCUUUGGAACUGCUAGGUUGGCAGGAGCAGGGACCGAGCAAUGGGAGCUCACUCCAUUGCGGGGAUUCGAACCGCCGACCUUCUGAUCGGCAAGUCCUAGGCUCUGUAGUUUAACCCACAGUGCAACCCGCGUCCCUCACAGUUACCAGCUGCCAAAUCUCACUGGGGCAAAUAGAUUUACUUGGAAGCAAGCUUUGAGCUGAGUUCUACCUUAAUAAGUAAGAUAACCGCCAGCAAUUAUCCCUUACUACUUUUCUGUGAGCAUAAAGUUGGACCACCAACUCCCCCUUGUCCCUUUCCUCACAGGCCUGUUUGCAGGGUGUGCAAGAGAAACAGACAAUAUUUUCAACGUUUUUUGUUUUUUUAAGAGAUGUGCUGAGCUCUGGUAGAGCAUUCUCACGCCGCUCCCAUUACUGAACAGGCUCUGUGGUCACAUUUGCAUCGCACAGUAAUUUGCUUCCAUUAUUCUCCUAUUUGAGCUCCCGAGAGUUUAAUUGACUCAAGUGAGCUGUGUCUUACUUGACAGCGCGAGCCCCGGGGUGUCAUCAGGGAUAAUUGGGGGGUGUAAGUUCCGGGGUACUUACUUGUGCACAUGAUAAAGUGUUCCACUCACGGCGGCAGCGACCAAAUGAUUACCGUGGAGCUGCCAUUAAAUGCUUCAAUUACUAGCUAACAUUUGCACCUAGGUUUAAUUAACUGCACUGGCGAAUAAGCUUGACUCGGCUUCCUGAAUUAGGUUACAACCACCAAUGCUCGCUGCAGCCCAAGUACUGUAACAAUAUAGAGUGCUUCUGAAUGGGUGCGGGGUUUUGGUUUUUUUAUGGCAUCAGUCCUCAGCAUACAUGCAAAGCUUUUUGCACUACCCACGCAACCUCAUCGUUGGCAUCAAAAUGCUAGCUCAUUCCACACAAACACCCUUUAAUCCAGAUUUUCCUUCUCUGGCGAAUUUUUUUUAAAAAACCAACCUAUUGCCAGAAACCUUUUGACAGCAUUAUUCUCUCCCCCAAAAGCACCUCAACUCUAUCACCAUUGGCCCCUACUGUCAUUUACAUGUGAUAAGGAGGGCCUGGGGCGGGAGAGGGGAAGGCAGUUGCGUGGCGAGUUUCUCCCCCCCCCCCCGUGGAAAUAAUGGCACAUGACACAAUUAUUACGGUUAAUGGACUAAAAAAGGCCACGACUUUAUUGGUUACAGGUGAUGAGUGGUAUUGGCUUAGGCAUUGGUCCUAAACGACUAUAUCCGACUUCAGCCCGUCCGCUUGAAGUCCGGGAAGGGUUAACCACCAGUAGGGGAAGUCCUGCUGAUGCACAUCAACUAGGAACUCCCCCGGGGUCACCGCUCGGGGGCGUGCCUUAGGCCCUCACCUCCCCAGGCUUUGGACAGGGCCACACCCCCCGGAAUCCAUUAACAGACUACCCUUCAAUAUGUGGGGCAGGUGAUGACGCUACCUCCCCUCUUCCAUCUACAGAACAAUACCAAUGCCUAACCGCCAUUACCAAGAAAGUUGUGACGAUUUGCUACAAGGUAGGUGUAGGUAGGGACCAUUUGCUACGAGGUAGGGACGCAGGUGGCACUGUGGGUUAAACCACAGAGCCUAGGACUUGCCGAUCAGAAGGUCAGCAGUUUGAAUCCCCGCAACGGGGUGAGCUCCCGUUGCUCGGUCCCUGCUCCUGCCAACCUAGCAGUUCGAAAGCACGUCAAAGUGCAAGUAGAUAAAUAGGUACCACUCUGGUGGGAAGGUAAAUGGCAUUUCCGUGCGCUGCUCUGGUUUGCCAGAAGCAGCUUAGUCAUGCUGGCCACAUGACCCGGAAGCUGUACGCCAGCUCCCUCGGCCAAUAAAGCGAGAUGAGCGCCGCAACCCCAGAGUCGGCCACGACUGGACCUAAUGGUCAGGGGUCCCAUUACCUUUAAGUAGUAAGUGCAAUCAGGUGUUGCUCAUAGAUACUCUAGCUUUUUUUUUUUUUUUAAUAUAAUAUUUAUUGGUUUUACAAAAAUUCCAAAAGAUACAAAAAUACAAAAAUUCCACAGACAAAAAACAACAAUAACAGUGACAAAAAAAACAGAAAUGACAAUAUCCAUAACAAAGAAAGAAAAAGAGAAAAGAAAAGAAACAGAAAAGUUUAAAAAUUUAUACUUUCAUUUAACCUUCUUAUCUUUCCCUAGUUCUUUGACUUCCCCGCAUCUCCCCGCUUGUAUUUCCAUUUAAAAACUCCUUUCAGCAAAUCCUUACCCUCCUUCCUUUAUCUUAACUCAAGAAACUUAAUCUAUUUAUAUAUAGAUAUUUUUACAACCUUAUCAAUCAAAUAUUCCAUGCUCUUAAACGCAAGGCUUUUGCCAAUACCAGUUAUUUUCAAUCAGACCUCAAUUUAACAUUCAUUAAUUUUAUAGUAUUUCUGUAGAUAGUCUUUAAAUUUCUUCCAAUCUUCUUCCACCGUAGAUACUCUAGCUUUUUAAUCCUGGCUAAUCAAUCCAUUUUAGCAUGGGAAGACUAGGAAGAAUUUUGUCAGCUGUGCAGAGUAGAAUAACAAUACAAGUUUGGGGUUUGCUUUGUUGUCUUGUUCAAAGCUGGCUCAACAUUUUGCACAGGGAGGCAAUGAUCUCUCUGGCAGGAGAUGCUGGGGAGCAGAAGUGGCAGCUCCCCCCCCCCCCAUUUUUCCCAAGUACCCCAACCAUUCCCCUCUGUCGGAGAUCAGAGCUAUGAGUGCAUAGGCCAUUUACCCCCUAAACUAGCCUGCUCUCGGGGGCACAGGAAGAAGCCAUCCUAUUGCCAGUGUUGAGUAAGAUUUGACCCCCCUCCCUCAAUUGUCCAGAACCCCUGGCUUACCUGGCAGCAAAGUAGUGUGCCAAGUUCAAAAUCCAAGGGUCGAUCCACACAAGCAAAGUCCAAAGGUCAGGAAACGAGGUUCAGGGUCAAUCCAAGUAGCCAAGUCUGCAGUCAGGAUACAGUCCAGAGUCAACCCCAAAGCACAGUCCCGUGAAGGUCAAGGAGCAUCCAAGACAAGGUCCAUCAACAUGGGCAGUCGAGCAGACGUACUGAGCAUGCUCAUUGCAGCAUCUGGGCUUGAUGAGGCAGGUGACCCUCACCUGUUCUAAGCCUACUCCAGCUGAGGAAUCACACGCCUCCUCCCAGAACUAGUGAGCCUCACCUGGCCAGCUUUGUCUCCAGCAAUACAAUGUCUUCAACCAGCCCUGGCCUUGCUAUGCUUACUUCCCAAAGUAUAUUGAGGCAGCAGGGGUUGGGGGGAAUGCGGAGAUAAUGUGACCAUCAGCCCUCAGAACACAAAUCUUUCCUGUCAGGAAUUUGCUGGAGCUGUUUUCCACUGUGAAUGCAGAUGGAUAUUUCCAAACAUAUGCCGAGCUGCCAUGCUUCUAAGAUUAAGGGAGGAUAUUAAAGGUAAAGGUAAAGGAACCCCUGACCAUUAGGUCCAGUCGUGACCGACUCUGGGGUUGCGGUGCUCAUCUUGCUUUAUUGGCCGAGGGAGCUGGCAUACAGCUUCCGGGUCAUGUGGCCAGCAUGACUAAGCCGCUUCUGGCGAACCAGAGCAGCACACAGAAAUGCCAUUUACCUUCCCGCCGGAGUGGUACCUAUUUAUCUACUUGCACUUUGACGUGCUUUCGAACUGCUAGGUUGGCAGGAGCAGGGACCGAGCAACGGGAGCUCACCCCAUCAUGGGGAUUCAAACUGCCGACCUUCUGAUCAGCAAGUCCUAGGCUCUGUGGUUUAACCCACGGCCCCACUGCAUCCCUAAGGGAGGAUAUUAGGCCAGUCUUUAUUAUUCUUAUUAUUUAUUUUGACAUCUUCAAUGAAAGUUCAAAAAAUACAUAAUUAUAUGUGCACUAAGCAUGGUGAGGCAUCAAAAAAAGAGAGAAAAGGAGGGGGGAGAAACAGUCCCCAUGUAUAAGGGAAAACAAAAGGGGGAUGGACGGACCCAAAACUGUAUACUUUGCAAAGUUGUUCUUGUACUUCACCAGAUCUUAACCAACUACAGUAUUUGUAAGAAUUACAGUACAGUGGUACCUUGAGAUGUGAACGGGAUCCGUUCCGGAGCCCCGUUCACAUCUAGAAGCAAACAUAACCUGUGUCCGCGCAUCUGCGCGUGCACGGGUCACAUUUCAGCACUUCUGCACAUGCACAUGACGUCAUUUUGAGCGUCUGUGCAUGCGCAAGCGGCAAAACCCGGAAGUAACACGCUCCGUUACUUCCGGGUUGCCGCAGAGCGCAACUCGAACACGCUCAUCUCGAAGCACAUUCAACCUAAGGUAUGACUGUAUUACAGUAUUAGUAAAAAUGGAUUCCAAAUAUCAUUGAAUUUGUCCAUGGCAAGUCUGCAUUUAUAUGCAAGUUGCUCAUACGUUGCAAGUUUGUAUAAAUCUUCUAUCCAAUCAUAGAAGGGAGCCGCAUUUUUGUUUUUCCAAUUCAUCAGUUAUCAGUCUUUUUGCUAUGGUAAGGGUGUGGAGAGUCCAUUCAUAUUGUCCUUUUGUAAAGUUCCAUGUGCUGGAUAUAUAAUUCAAGAGUUUUGAGCUUGACAUUAAGCACUAUACUGUACGUCAAAUGAAGCACUAUAUAUUUAUACCAGGGAAGAGCAGAAGUUAAGUUCUGUAUGCAGAUGGUAACAGAAGUGUGUCUUCUUUGCAGGUGGCACAGCAGGUCGGGAUAAGGUGCCCAUCCACCAUGAAGCCUUCUUGUUCAUGGCUAGCUCCCAGAAUGAUAUGGAAGACUGGGUGAAAGCUAUACGGCGGGUAAUAUGGACACCAUUCACUGGAGGUAUGAGUCACAGCUCUUAUUCACAUAACCUAAAUCCCUUUCUCUCAAGGUAAUGUAGCAAAUUGGUCAUAAUGUGCCAUUAUGAUAGCCAUGUUCAAAUAUAUAAAAGGAUGUCACAUAGAGGAGGGAGAAAGGUUGUUUUCUGCUGCUCCAGAGAAGCGGACACGGAGCAGUGGAUCCAAACUACAAGAAAGAAGAUUCCACCUAAACAUUAGGAAGAACUUCCUGACAGUAAGAGCUGUUCGGCAGUGGAAUUUGCUGCCAAGGAGUGUGGUGGAGUCUCCUUCUUUGGAGGUCUUUAAGCAGAGGCUUGACAACCAUAUGUCAGGAGUGCUCUGAUGGUGUUUCUGUUACCAUAAAGCACCAAUGCUGCAGCAAGCAAAGGCUCUAGCAGCUCAGCCAGCUGCUUGUGGCUGGAAAGCCAGACAGGAUGUUUGUGACUGUUGCCAUGGGAACAAAGGGGCAGUCCAUUCUGUACUGAGCACCGGAUGUUAGCUCAGUGUGUGUGUGUCAUAUGACCCGUACUGGAUGUACUUGGGAGGAGUUUCGUCUUGCUGUUGUUGAGUGCAGACAUGAUUCUCUGUACUGAUGUAAGAGGCAGAAAUAAAUGAUGUAAAUAGUUUUCUGUCUGCUUCUUUCCCUCCCUGGGGACACCAAAGGGGAGAGAGGAAGAACGGUGUGUUCCUCUCAUACAUCUGAGAAGAAUCGCUGGACCUCGCCUGCUUAUCAGCAGAGUGGAGACGCAGCGAGGUCGACAGGAAUAUCUGCCGGUGCCUACGCUGUGGCACAUUCCUCUGACCCAGGCAGAAUUCCAACAGUGGUAGCAGAGGAUGGUUGCGAUUCAUCGGACAUCUGCAUGAGAGGCUGGUGGAUUGUCCUCCUCUGCUCCAAGGAGGAAGAGAAGCGUCUGAAAGAAGCCAGAGGCUCCACAGACAGCUGAUGGAAAGAAGAGGUGUUUUCCAGAGCAACAAAGUUCAAGGUAUGCUGCAUUUCGGGCUAAAAGUGUGAACGCAGGAAGAUUAAUUCCUGGUUCACGGAGCUGCGUUUCAAAGAAAACAAAAGCUCCGGGAGGAAGAGGCCUGCAGCUUGAAGGCUGAAGCCUGCAUUCCACAAAUUUUUGUGGUAGAUAAGAUGUCUUAUUGAAAUGCAUUGUUGCUAGGUAACGGUCCUGGAAAGUUACUGGCAAAGGGGCUGGACUCUGAGUGUGAGCCUGGGAAAGCGAAACAAAAUCAGAGAAUGUUUUGGCUACAAGUUUAUGAGCUCUUGGAAGGGACUUUUCAAUAGCAGCCUGAGUUUAGCUGCCAGGUGCAAAGAGCGUAAACAAUUUGCAGUUUGCUGCGUGAGAAAGGAAAAAAACAACUGUUGGAUUUUACAGUUUGUUUGACAUUGUGAGCUGGAGGCUUGGCUUCAAGAUGGAUGCCAAGAAAGGUUUGCCUUGCCCUCCUUCCUUAACCAGUGACAAUUAUUCAUCUUGGUCUGUAAAGAUGAAGGCCCUGCUGCAGAAUCAGAGGCUUUUUGAUGUAAUUGAAAACCCCAUCCCUGCAGCACCAACCAGAGGUUGGGAGUCACAGAAUGUAAGGGCCAGGACUGCUAUAAUUCUGUGUGUCUCAGAUGAUCAGUUGGUGCAUGUUCAGCAUUUAGAAAAUGCGAAAGAGGUAUGGGACACGCUGCGUACAACGCAUCAGAGAGAUGCUGGUUCUUCAGCGUUGCUGUAUUUUGAGAAAUUGACCAAUCUGAGACUUGCGCCUGAUGGAGAUGUUCAAGCGCACCUGACAGAAAUGAAGUUUCUGCGUCAACAGAUGGUGGAACGCAAUUUUCGUCUUCAGGAGGAAGUGUUUUGCUUCAUGAUGAUAAACAGCCUUAGCCGCACCUACAAGGUUGUUGCCAGUCAGCUUGGUUCCCUACCGGCCGCGCAGCUGACCGCGGAGAGAGUUUGUGCUGUGGUCCUGAAUGAACACGACAGACUUGCUGCACUGGAAGAAAAAGACAGGGGAGGGAAGAACAGAGUUCUAAUUCCCCACUGCUGAUGCUACUGGAGAGCAUGGUGUAGCAUUGAGUGCUGUCCGAUGCUACAAUUGUGGACAGACUGGGCAUCUACAGCGAAACUGUAAGAAGCCGCGCCAGUCAAGAGGAGCAAAGAGCAGCUCUACGAAGCCUCAGGCGUCAGGCAAAAGCCGUACCAAGUGCCAGGUGAAACCUGCAAAGGCUAUGAUGGCGAAAGGAACCACGCCAGAUGUUGGGAACUCGUUCAUAAUUGACACGGGCGCAACGGUUCACAUGUGCCCGCACAGAGGACUAUUUUCGACGUUGAAGAAGCAAAGCUUCACUGUGAAACAGGCCAACGGUCAGGAGUUGGAAGCAACUGGAAUUGGGACUGUGUAUCUUGAAAGUCUGAACUUGACUAUAAGUGAUGUUUACCUGGUUCCAGAACUGAGAUUUAAUCUGCUGAGCGUGUCGCAGAUUGCAAAGAAAGGACUGAAACUGUCCUAUGAUGCUAAAAGCUGCAAGAUCUACAAAGAUGGAGAACUGUUUCUUACUGCCAAAGAGAAAGAUGGACUGUAUUUGUUGACUUUUGAUCAAAGUGAUUACAUGAAAUGUAAUUCUUCUGUUUCUAACGAAAUCUCUCUUGCAGGGGCGACCAUGACCAGUGUGAGCACCAGGAAGGUGACUAAGACCAAGAAGGUCGACAGAGCAUUUCAGCGGGUGUAUGCUGAUGUGAUUGGUCCUCUAGAACCAUCUAGAGGCGGUGCACGAUUUUACCUUUUGUGUGUGGAUUGUUUCACUAAUUAUUCUUGGGUUUAUAUGAUGGAGAAACCGCAAGAAACUUUAGAAAAGUUUCAGGAGUUUUGUGACAAGGUUAAAAGUAUGCAUGAUGCUAACAUUGAUUGUCUUUUCACAGAUGAGAAGCAAAUUUUUCUGUUGCAGAAGUUUCAGAAGUUCCUGGAUGGAAAAGGGAUAGACCACAAAGUUGCAGUCUCGCAAGAAGCGUGGAACAGGGGGGGUCUGUGUGAGGGUGAACAAAGAAUUGCAAAAGGGGAUGAAUGCGCAAUUGCUGAGUUCACAUUUGCCACAUGAAUAUUGGGCCGAAUCGCUAGCGUCCUAUCUUCAUGUGUGGUUGAGAAAAGUCUCAACAGAGUUGGGAUGUUCUCCUUUUGAGAAGCUGUUCAAUAGAAAACCUUCUGUUGCCUAUUUUAAGGUUUUCGGGUCUCAUGUGAGAACAGAAGCUCCAGGUGGUGUAAAGAAUGCCAGAGGCAUUUUUGUGGGUUAUGAAAAAGGUCUCUACAGAGUAAUUUUGUCUGAAUCUGGUCAGGUGAUUCUCACAAAGUUCCUAGAGAGUGCUCCAAAGCAAGAGCGGAUAGUACAGACAUUUCCCACAGGAAACGAUUCUGAUGAUGAUGAUGAUGAUGAGUUUGAUCUUAUUGAGUUCAGUAGUACUGAUGAUGACAGCGAUAGCUCAGACAGCUCAGUUGUCACAGUCAUUGAGAGGAAAUCUCACACAAUGGAUAGACCUUCACAGGUGAAGGAAGAACCACUGAUUGCUACUGGUUCUCAACAGAGUCCAAAGGUUGAACCAGUGAGCACAGAAGAUCAGAACCUCAUACGCAGGUCUGAGAGAGUUACAAAGGGUGUACCACCAAAGAGGUACUCAAAAGAGUUUGCUAACUUAGCUGUUGCAUGUGUUGCUAUUGUUAACAACUCAAAGCAGGUUGAAGCAGUGUCUACGUCAGAGACAAAGACACAACAGAGGGUAGCUAGCCAAGGUAAUGCAGAAGCACUCAUUCCUUGGAAGCCAGACAACCAGAGAGGUACAUUGGUUAAACCAGUGGCGGGUAGUUCCAAGGGUGGAACUGACACAACAGGGGAAUGUUAUAAAUAUAACAACUGUUUGUUUUCUUCUCUGGAUGACGCUUUGCUCGCGGCACACAUUGAUACUGUAGGGGAGUAUGUUACCAUAAAGCACCAAUGCUGCAGCAAGCAAAGGCUCUAGCAGCUCAGCCAGCUGCUUGUGGCUGGAAAGCCAGACAGGAUGUUUGUGACUGUUGCCAUGGGAACAAAGGGGCAGUCCAUUCUGUACUGAGCACCGGAUGUUAGCUCAGUGUGUGUGUGUCAUAUGACCCGUACUGGAUGUACUUGGGAGGAGUUUCGUCUUGCUGUUGUUGAGUGCAGACAUGAUUCUCUGUACUGAUGUAAGAGGCAGAAAUAAAUGAUGUAAAUAGUUUUCUGUCUGCUUCUUUCCCCUCCCUGGGGACACCAAAGGGGAGAGAGGAAGAACGGUGUGUUCCUCUCAUACAUCUGAGAAGAAUCGCCGGACCUCGCCUGCUUAUCAGCAGAGUGGAGACGCAGGGAGGUCGACAGGAAUAUCUGCCGGUGCCUACGCUGUGGCACAUUCCUCUGACCCAGGCAGAAUUCCAACAGUUUCCUGCUUGGCAGGGGGUUGGACUCGAUGGCCCUUGUGGUCUCUUCCAACUCUAUGAUUCUAUGAUUCUAUGAUUCUAUGAAACUUGCCUUUUCAAUCCAGUGGAGUUCUACCCGGUCAAACCUUUGAUACUUUCAGCAACCAGGUGAUUGUGCCUACUUCUGCUCGGUAUUUCUGAGCCUCUGAGGCCAUGAAGAAACUUUGUGCUUCUCUUCAUGCCCAAAAAGCACCCUUUGUUGACGGAAGGCAUUAAGCUGAUGGCUGGCAGGCAGCAGUGCUCAGGCAGCCCAGGAAUGUUUCACUGAAUGGGACAGACAGCAUGGCAUGAUGCUGACUGCACGCUUCUGGAAGUCAUCAAGAAGAUCUCUGAUAAGACCCUGAAUUUCAUACUCAGCCCACGGGGGAGACAUUUGUUAAAACCUGUGACCCAGACUGAGUUGCUGUUUACCUUGGCUGCAACUGGGAGGAGUGCGGAGAGUGGGCAAGACCCUACCUGCCUUGCCUCCCUUGCCGCUACAUUGGAAGCUAGCGAGCUCCCCGUUUUCAUUGGAUAUUUCAAAUGCUUUAGCAACAAGUCAUAAUUAAUGCCGAGCGAGUCGUGGCGCUGAGGCCAGAUGUGCUGCCGCGAUUUAAUCCUCUGCAGCCGGAGGGGGGCUGUGAGGCUGCUCUCCGUGUUGCAGCCGAGGCCUUGUGGGCAACAGGGGCUGCAGGGGGACUCAGAAUGUGUCUAAUGCCUGGAGUCAAGACCUUCCUCCUCUGCCGCUCCUGCGCCAUCACAUUGCCAGACUUCUGCUGGAUGUUGGGAAGCUGCCAUGCGCCCAAGUGCUGCGCCACAACCAGAGGUAAGGUGCAGGGGGAAAGCCGCAGUCGUUUCUCAGAUGGCAAAGCUUGCAAGGUCAGGCGGGGGCUUCAGCUGAAGGCUUGCCUUCGCUUGUCGGACUGAAAGUUCCCUUCAAUGGAGAAUUGAGGGCCAGCAUUUUGUAUGUGCGGCUCGAACUCAUGAGUGAAAGAUGGCUGCAGGGCAACAGCGAUGUAGGAAUCUCCAGCUCUGCAAUGGUCUUGGCCAUGGAACCUGGAUGAAUUCCAUGGGUCUUUCUGGGCCUUAUUUAUCAAACUCUAUUUACUCCUGCGGAUGCGGGUGGCACUGUGGGUUAAACCACAGAGCCUAGGACUUGCUGAUCAGAAGGUCGGCGGUUUGAAUCCCUGUGACGGGGUGAGCUCCCGUUGCUCGGUCCCUGUUCCUGCCAACCUAGCAGUUCGAAAGCACAUCAAAGUGCAAGUAGAUAAAUAGGUACCGCUCCGGCGGGAAGGUAAACGACGUUUCCGUGCACUGCUCUGGUUCGCCAGAAGCAGCUUAGUCAUGCUGGCCACAUGACCCGGAAGUUGUAUGCCGGCUCCCUUGGCCAGUAAAGCGAGAUGAGCGCCACAACCCCAGAGUCGGUCACAACUGGACCUAAUGGUCAGGGGUCCCUUUACCUUUACUAUUUACUCCUGCACUGCAAGGAGGUUGGACUAGAUGACCCUAAGGGUCCCUUCCAACUCCACAAUUUUAUUAUUUUAAGCCACUGAUCAUCAGGCCACCAAUAUAGGGUUGUUGUGUUUUUUCCCAUCGGACUGUAAGGUUUGGACGAAAGUGCUGGUUCUGCCUGUAUGCACAUGUUGUGCUGGCUGGUUUUGCUAUCAGGAUGCCGAUACGAUUGUGUGUACAUGUGACCUGUAUUCAGCAGCACAGCUGAGCCUUAAAGCUGCCCAUUCAUCCUGCCACACAAACACAGGGAAGUGUCCCAGUGUAAGCAACACACACAAAGAAAUAUGGAAAGCGAAGAAGUGAGAGCUUGCUGAAAUGAGCAUAAAUACACAAAUGGUCCAUUUGAUAAGAUAUCGAGCAGCUUUACACACGCACACAAGCCAACACAGGAAAAUUUGCCUAGAUUAACUAUUUACAUUUGUAUCAGUUGAAAGUGUGCCUUCAUGAAAGUGCAAAUGUGUUACUUUCUGCUCUUUUGAGGGCUUGCCGAUGUGCGACUGGCAAACCAGAAAGUGCACGAUGACUUUGUCUCCCUGAACAUGUGUGAACCAGAAGCUCUCGUAAGGAAUGCAAUCCUACCAUCUGGGCAGAUGGAUGAAACCAACCAACGAAUGUAUUUUACGUUUUCAGAAUUUCGACUCUUGUCUUUGAAGCUGGUGUUGAAUUAGGGAUUUGUGACGCACUCCAAAUAUUUUUCCCCCCGUCCUCAACAUGUUCAGACUUUGUUCUGCUAAGCAUUUAUUGAGUAACUUAUCCCAGCUGGAGAGAGAACCUUUCUCCCCCUCCUACAGUUACAGAAUAAUUUCAAAGUUAUGUCUGCAAGGGCUGUUUAAGAAACAGGCAGCUUGUCUAUAGGCAUAUCUUCUUCCUGCAUCAGGUGUGCUGACUUGAGAGCCUGCUUGUCUGUUGGACCUUAGAAGAUAGCGAUGGAAACCUAGCAAGCCAUUUUUAUUGCUCUUAAACCUAGCCAAACACCUGGCUUCGUAAGGAGGGAAGAAGCUCCAGAAAAUAAGUUAACUGUUUAGUUCCCAUCAUCAGCAUUGCCUUUUCUAUGAUUGACAAGCAAACUCUUGGAUGUAUGGUACACAUUAAGCUGCCGGAUAAUGCCCAGAACUGGACACAAGAAUUCUAGAUCAGAUGGACCAAUGGGCUGGCCUGUUCAAGGCAGCAUUUUCCAUCUUUGAACACUGUUUGUGGCCUUCUAUUUUCCAACUGUUUUAGAUGUGGCAGCUAUUCUGCACUACGCGAAGCUCCCAACGGGUGCCCAUUUGUGACUGGCAUCCGCCACCCCAGAAGUUUGGUGACGCAGGUGGCGCUGUGCGUUAAACCACAGAGCCUAGGACUUGCCGAUCAGAAGGUCGGCGGUUCGAAUCCCCGCAACGGGGUGAGCUCCCGUUGCUUGGUCCCUGCUCCUGCCAACCCAGCAGUUCGAAAGCACGUCAAAGUGCAAUUAGAUAAAUAGGUACCACUCCGGCGAGUGCGUUUCCGUGCACUGCUCUGGUUCGCCAGGAGUGGCUUAAUCAUGCUGGCCACAUGACCCGGAAGCUGUACACCGGCUCCCUCGGCCAAUAAAGCGAGAUGAGCGCCGCAACCCCAGAGUCGGUCACGACUGGACCUAAUGGUCAGGGGUCCCUUUACAUUUACCUUUUAGGCUACUCUAUCAAUUCUUUGCCAGCUAGUUCCCUGUUCAGAAUCCUCUCCACACAACUUUUCUCCCAUGGGGUGUUAAAUGCAUUCUGCAUUUAAGUCCCCAUAAGAGGAAAUUGCCAUGGAGAGGAAGAUUUGGCGCGCAGAAACAGUGGGUGAAGCAAAUUUCCCUUUCUCUUCCUGCUUCUCCAAUCCCAAUGGCUUUCCCAGUUCCAGGUGUGGUGUUGAGAAGCUUAGACACACCUCUGUAAAUAGGACACUUCGUUUAGCCUUACAUUUAGUGCUGCGCCUGCAUUAGCUGAUUAUCGGAGAGGAACGUCGUGAGACCAGAAGAGACCAUUUCAAGCAAGCUAGCUCAGUUGGUUAGAGCAUGGUGCUGAAAACCCCAAGGUUGAAAGUUCAAUCUCCUUAUGGAACAGCUGCAUAUUCCUGCAUUGCAGAGGGCUGGAGUAGAUCAGGCUUCCUCAACCUCGGCCCUCUAGAUGUUUUUGACCUACAACUCCCAUGAUCCCUAGCUAGCAGGACCGGCGGUCAUGGAUGAUGGGAAUUGUAGUCUCAAAGCAUCUGGAGGGCUGAGGUUGAUUAAGCCUGGACUAGAUGAUCCCUGUAGUUCCAAGACCAUUGAUCCAUCUAUCUUGAUAUCUUAUCCACACUUACUGACAACAGCUCUACAGGUUUUGGACAUCUCCAACCAUACCAGGAGAGGCUUGGGAUAGGACCUGUGGCUUUCCGCUAGCAGGAACAGUUCACUGAAUCUGGCCCCAAGUCUCUGAGUGGUAGUUGAAGUCCUACUCAAAGUAGAACCUAUUGAAAUGAAUGGGCCUCACUCAGUCAUCAUGUUCAUUAAUUUCAGUGGGUAAAACUUGGUCGAAUGCCAUCCUUUGCUAUUAUUUCAGCAUAAGUACUGUACUUCCAGUUCCAUUGCAGCUACUUCUCUUUGCAAUGCUACAGUAUGUGAGUCUGUGGAACGGGGCCAGAAGCCUCUCAAUCAAAUGCUUGAGGAACUCUGGCGUUUUGGUAGAAUCAUUUUGCUCUAGAGGGACAGAUACUCUGAAAUGAGAGUUAGAUGUUCUAAAGUGCAUCUGAUUCUAGGGACGGAAUUCAGUAGAGAGAUCAGAGUAUAAACACUUUUUCUACACUGUCCAUGAAGGUGCAUGGUGGUAGGAGAGGAACAUUUGUUCAGAGUUUUUUCCACAUUUUGUGUAAUCCUAAUCUGGCAAAAGGGACGCGGGUGGCACUGUGGGUUAAACCACAGAGCCUAGGACUUGCCGAUCAGAAGGUCGGCAGUUCGAAUCCCCGCGACAGGGUGAGCUCCCGUUGCUCGGUCCCUGCUCCUGCCAACCUAGCAGUUUGAAAGCACAUCAAGUGCAAGUAGAUAAAUAGGUACGACUCUGGUGGGAAGGUAAAUGGCGUUUCCGGGCGCUGCUCUGGUUCGCCAGAAGCGGCUUAGUCAUGCUGGCCACAUGACCCGGAAGCUGUACACUGGCUCCCUCAGCCAAUAAAGCGAGAUGAGCACCGCAACCCCAGAGUCAGCCACGACUGGACCUAAUGGGGUCCUUUUACCUUUACCUUUAAUCUGGCAAAAUGCUCCAUCAGGUAAUGUGAAAGGGGGCAAGCUCGUAAAUCAUAACGGCAUGGAUUAUAGCAUUUACAGUGUUCACAUGCAUUAUCUUAAUGUAACCCUUACCACAACCUCCUAAAGUUAGGUCGCUAUUAAUAUCUUCAUGCUGUAAGGGGCUGUGGGUGGGGGGUUGGCUGAGAUAGAAUAGUUUGCCUGAGGCCACCAAGUGAGUUCAAAGCAGAGGCAACAUUCCGUCAGGACUUCCUGGUUCGUAGUUAGCCUGUUAUACCAGCUCUCUCUCAUGCACUGAGGCUAGAGCGCCAAAGAAUUUCCUUUCCUUGGUUAAGACCUGCUUGCCUCUGGUUCAUCUGAAGACAUAUUCUAGUCUUUGGAGACUUUUGCCGACAAACACCUUAAGAGUUUGGAGACAAACACCUUAAGAGUUUGGAUUUGAUAUCCUGCUUUAUCACUACCCGAAGGAGUCUCAAAGCGGCUAACAUUCUCCUUUCCCUUCCUCCCCCACAACAAACACUCUGUGAGGUGAGUGGGGCUGAGAGACUUCAGAGAAGUGUGACUGGCCCAAGGUCACCCAGCAGCUGCAUGUGGAGGAGCGGGGACGCGAACCCGGUUCACCAGAUUAUGAGUCCACCGCUCUUAACCACUACACCACAUUGGCUCUCCUUAGGUGUAAUUGUUCCACAGAAGUAGCCAGUAUGCUUCGUUACUUCAAAGUUAUGGGAGGUGUUAGAGAAACAAGGCUUUGUCAUUCUCUCUGAUGUGUGUAAAGCAUGGGUAGGCAAACUAAGGCCCAGGGGCUGGAUCCGGCCCAAUCGCCUUCUCAAUCCGGCCCAUGGACGGUCCAGGAAUCAGCGUGUUUUCACAUGAGUAGAAUGUGUCCUUUUAUUUAAAAUACAUCUCUGGGUUAUUUGUGGGGCUUAGGAAUUCAUUCAUAUUUUUUUCCAAAAUAUAGUCCGGCCCCCCACAAGGUCUGAGGGACAGUGGACCCGGCCCCCUGCUGAAAAAAAUUGCUGACCUCUGGUGUAAAGCUAGGAUUCAGCUUUUGCACCAAACGAAUUUCUCUUCCAGUAGCUGUAUUUUAUGGAAUAGGUUUAAACAUGCCACAAACAGCUGUUGUGGCAUUUACAAGGUACAUGGUCCUCAAUUGAAUAGGGCAAAUUCGUAACCUCUCUCUAGGCUUAAGUAUUCUUAGACAAUAUUUCUUAAUAAUAUCGUUUAUAGCAGUUGACACAAACAAGAAAACUGCUGUAACUGGUGAGGAAUCACAGAUAUGAAUGAACCUAAUCCUUUCAGGACUUGUCAAUUAUCCACCUUUAUUUAGAAAGUGAUUGGUCUAUUCUAGCAAGUUGUUUUUUUUGAAUCCUUAGUUGGUCCCCUCGCCCUUUCCUGUCUUUCAGCUUUCUUCUCUCCUUUCAGUUCCUUCUCCCCAUGACCGUUAGCCAGCUGACUUGGUCUCCAUUUGUCCUUUCCCUCACAUUUUAUGUCCCUCAUAAAACGCCCCCCCCCAACCACGCAGUAGCGUCACUCCCUGAUUAGGGCUUCUCAUUCCUCAUUAAGGAGGAACUACAAUUCUUGUAGGGACGCGGGUGGCGCUGUGGGUUAAACCACAUAGCCUACGAGUUGCCGAUCAGAAGGUCGGUGGUUCGAAUCCCAGCAACGGGGUGAACGCCUGUUGCUCGGUCCCUGCUCCUGCCAACCUAGCAGUUUGAAAGCACAUCAAAAGUGCAAGUAGAUAAAUAGGUACCGCUCCAGCGGGAAGGUAAACGGUAUUUCCGUGCGCUGCUCUGGUUCGCCAGAAGCGGCUUAGUCAUGCUGGCCACAUGACCCGGAAGCUGUACGCCGGCUCCCUCGGCCAAUAAAGCAAGAUGAGCGCCGCAACCCCAGAGUCGGUCACGACUGGACCUAAUGGUCAGGGGUCCCUUUACCUUUACACAAUUCUUGCAGUGCCCCUUUGCAAUGUUACAUGUUCCAAGGCAGGGUGCUGCUGGUGGGGUGCACUUUGACAUCACACCUGUGUGUAGACUGGAUUUGUGGGGGACACUAACAUCUGGGGAAAGGUUCAUGCAACCUGCGACUUUGCAGCGAUUCCUUUCAAGUCAUAGGCACCCGGGCAAAGCAGUGCUGGUGCCUCAAACAGCAUCUAAGAAUGUUUCAGGUCCCAAAUGGAUUUGCCCAUCAACUUCUCCCUUCACUUCAUGUAACCUGGCGGACUCAGUCCACCUUGCUUGCCCUCACAACUCCUCCCACACCAAAAUUGCAUACACUCCAACAUUUCUCCGGUGAAAACAGGAAUGCCUUAUGCCAUUAUUAUUGUUGUUGUUGUUGUUUAGUCGUUUACUCAUGUCCAACUCUUCGUGACACCAUGGACCAGAGCAUGCCAGGCACUCCUGUCUUCCACUGCCUCCCACAGUUUGGUCAGACUCAUGUUUGUAGCUUCAAGAACACUGUCCAACCAUCUCGUCCUCUGUCGUCCCCUUCUCCUUGUGCACUCCAUCUUUCCCAACAUCAGGGUUUUUUCCAGGGAGACUUCUCUUCUCAUGAGGUGGCCAAAGUAUUGGAGCCUCAGCUUCAGGAUCUGUCCUUCCAGUGAGCACUCAGGGCUGAUUUCCUUCAGAAUGGAUAGGUUUGAUCUUCUUGCAGUCCAUGGGACUCUCAAGAGUCUCCUCCAGCACCAUAAUUCAAAAGCAUCAAUUCUUCGGCGAUCAGCCUUCUUUAUGGUCCAGCUGUCACUUCCAUACAUCACUACUGGGAAAACCAUAGCUUUAACUAUACAGACCUUUGUCGGCAAGGUGAUGUCUCUACUUUUUAAGAUGCUGUCUAGUUUUGUCAUUGCUUUAUUAUUAUUAUUAUUAUUAUUAUUAUUAUUAUUAUUACAGUGGUACCUUGGGUUACAGACACUUCAGGUUACAGACGCCGCUAACCCAGAAAUAGUACCUCAGGUUAAGAAUUUUGCUUCAGGAUGAGAACAGAAAUUGUGUGGCGGUGGCACGGCAGCAGUGGGAGGCCCCAUUAGCUAAAGUGGUACCUCAGGUUAAGAACAGUUUCAGGUUAAGAAUGGACCUCCAGAAAGAAUUAAGUUCUUAACCCAAGGUACCACUGUAGUAUUAUCAUUAUUAUUAUUAUUAUUAUUAUUAUUAUUAUUAUUAUUAUUUUAUUUUAUACCCUGGGUUGCUCCAGCUAUUCUGCGUGGCUUCCAACAUAGAGAAAAACAUAAUGUAACAUGAAACAUUAAAAAACUUCCCUAGACAGGGCUGCCUUCAGAUGUCUUCUAAAGGUUGUAUAGUUACUUAUGUCCUUGGCUCGGGGGUCUCAUAACUCCAUACCUUCCAACAUUUCUCCAGUGAAAAUAGGGACUUUCUACCAUACCCUUCAACAUUUCUCCAAUAAAAAUAGGGGGACGCCCUAAGGAAAAGCGAGACAUUCCAGGAUCAAUUCAGAAACCAGGAUGGCUUCUGUAAAUCCGGGACUGUCCCUGGAAAAUAGGUCUGAGAUUGUGGACCACCAAAGAUAAUGCUUGGCUUCUCCCAUUGGCAGGGAUCUUUGGUCAACGCUUGGAAGACACAGUCCAAUACGAAAGGAAGUACGGGAAGCACCUGGCUCCACUUCUGGUGGAGCAAUGUGUGGAUUUUAUCCGGGAGCAUGGGCUCGCUGAGGAAGGACUCUUCCGCAUGCCUGGGCAAGCCAAUUUGGUGAAAGAGCUGCACGACUCCUUUGACUGUGGGGAGAAGCCUCUGUUUGACAGGUGAACUGGCAUUUUUUAAGGGAACACUAGGAGACCUGCAAGUCCCCCACGUGCCUGGAUUGGGAGAUUUCUUGCCAUCACCGUCCCCUCCUCCUGAGGAAGGAGGAUCGCCACCGUAUUUAGUUUAGAAAAUAUCUGAGUUCAGCUGAACCUCCCAGGGCAGUUUACAGUGGUACCUCGGGUUACAUACGCUUCAGGUUACAGACUCCGCUAACCCAGAAAUAUUACCUCAGGUUAAGAACUUUGCUUCAGGAUGAGAACAGAAAUUGUGCUUCGGCGGUGCAGCGGCAGCAGGAGGCCCCAUUAGCUAAAGUGGCGCUUCAGGUUAAGAACAGUUUCACGUUAAGAACGGACCUCCGGAACGAAUUAAGUACUUAACCCGGGGUACCACUGUACAAUUACAAAAAACAAAAACAAAAAACACCAUAUUAUAAACACUUAACGAUUAACCAAUACAGAAGUAGCCGUGUCUGUUUCUUAUGCUAGAUCACAGGUAUGUAUCACUGGUAACAUAGACACCAUCUCUGGGGGGCCCGAGGCACCCUCAAAUUUCUUUACCGUGGGGGCCCAGCGAGCCAAACUAACAUGUGGUGCUCUGCAUUUGCCAUUCAAAUGGGGGGGGACAUCUAGUGAUUAUGUGGGGUGGGGCUUACCUGGCCCCCAUGGGCGUAGCCAGGAUUUAUGUCAGAAGGGCAGACUUUAUGCUAGCGGGGGGCAAAACCUCAGUUAUUUAACUAUUUUUAUUGCUCUACUUGAUUUAGGGGGCAGUUGCCCCCUGCCCCCUCUUGGCUACACCCACGCUGCCCCUUAGAGUUUAUUCAAGUUGGCACCCCUGCCCAGAUCCCCUCAAAUAUUUUAUGGGGGGCAAAAGGACCUUGACCCCUGUGAGUUGGCUCCUAUGAUAGGAGGGAAGAACAGUGGCUACUCUUCCUUCCGCGGUGGUUAGGAGGCUUAAACAUUAUCAGGUAAGUACAGUGGUACCUCAGGUUACAUACACUUCAGGUUACAGACGCUUCAGGUUACAGACUCCGCUAACCAAGAAAUAGUACCUCGGGUUAAGAACUUUGCUUCAGGAUGAGAACAGAAAUCGUGCUCCGGUGGCGCGGCGGCAGCAGGAGGCCCCAUUAGCUAAAGUGGUGCUUCAGGUUAAGAACAGUUUCAGGUUAAGAACGGACCUCCGGAACAAAUUAAGUACUUAACCUGAGGUACCACUGUAGUGGCGAGGCUGGUCCAUGGCAGGUAGCCUGCACAUCAGCAAGAAUGGCGUAACUCACAAAUCAACAGCAGCCACUCAAAAAGCUGUUGUGCAACAUGUGGGAGGGAGCAGGGUCAUGGUAGGACAAAAAGACAGACUGUCAGGAUGCUGUCAUCAGCUCCCGGUUGGUUGCCCAGGAAAGCAGAAAGACAAUGGAAAGUAUCUUACAUUCCUUUUUUAUUUCCAACGUUACAGAGAGGGGCUAUAAAACCCAGCCUCUUGGAUAAUGCCGUUGUCCCAAGUGAAUCUCCACUCCCACUGAGCCUCUUGGGCUUGCCGAUUGGGAGGUCGGCGGUUCGAAUCCCCACAACGGGGUGAGCUCCUGUUGCCCGGUCCCAGCUCCUGCCAACCUAGCAGUUCGAAAGCACACCAGUGCAAGUAGAUAAAUAGGUACCGCUGCGGCAGGAAGGUAAACGGUGUUUCUAUGCGCUCUGGUUUCUGUCACGGUGUCCCGUUGCGCCAGAAGCAGUUUAGUCCUGCUGGCCACAUGACCUGGAAAGCUGUCUGUGGACAAACGCCGGCUCCCUCGACCUGAAAGCGAGAUGAGCGCCGCAACCCCAUAGUCGCCUUUGACUGGACUUAACCAUCCAGGGGUCCUUUACCUUUACCUAUCUAGUAACCUCUAGGGUUCCCCCUGCCCCCAAAUUAUAUUUUAUGAAGUUUCAACAUUUUUGACAUACACAGUCCAAUAAACAUUUAAUUUUUUCGCCUCUCUUGUUUUUGUCGACUUCCCACCCUGUUUCCCAUGGAUUGGUUGAUUCUCUUCUUUUUCUGCACCCUACCUUCUCCCUGUUAAAUCAUAACCACAAGACUAUAAUCUGAUUCCUUCUGUUGCUCACAGCUAAAAUCCUGCUCACGAGUUCAUCAUAUUAUAAUAUUUCUUUAAAUAGUCCAGAAAAAAAGGCAUCCAUUCUUCCAUAAAACGCCCAUCAUUACAUUCUCUUAAAUCUUGCUGUUAAUUUUUUGGGGGGUGGGAAUUUCUUCUUCCUUCCAUUUCUGCACAUAAAGAAUCCCAGCGGCUAUUGUCACAUACAUAAACUACUUCAUUUUUAUUUUAUUUUUUAAAGUAACCUCUAGGUUAGAUUACUGCAACUCAUGAUGCAUGGGGCUGUCUCUGAAUACUGUGCAGAAUUCAGUGGCCAGAUUGCUCACCAGGGCAAGAUGGUUUGAGCACAUAUUCCUAGCCCAACUGCACUGGCUGCUAAUUAGUUUCUGGGUCCAGUUCAAAGUGCUGGUUUUGGCCUAUAAAGCCUUAAAUGCUUCAAGAUAUGAAGAUAUCUUGAUAUCUUCAAGAUAUGAUACAGUAAGCCCCCAACUUAUGCACAUUUAACUUAAAAUAAAAAAAGGUAAAAAGGGGGCAGGAAGUGCCCUCAGUGAAAAAAGAUUUGGCAAUCACACCUGCCAUCGCGCCCGAUGUGUUUUGACUAUACAUAAUUUUGGCUUAGGUGCAAUCCCUGGAACAUACCCCCCACAUAAGUUGAGGGUUUACUGUACCCUGCCCUGUGGAACACCCUCCCACCAGGUGUCAAGGAAAUAACCUAUCUGAUUUUUAGAAGACAUCUGAAGGCAGCCCUGUUUGGGGAAGUUUUUAAUGUUUUUUCUUGUAUUGUGUUUUUAAUAUCCUGUUGGAAACCACCCAGAGUAGCUGGGGAGGCCCGUCCAUAUGGGAAGGGUAUAAGUAAUAAAUUAUUAUUAUUAUUAUUAUUAUUAUUAUUAUUAUUAUUAUUAUGCAUCUGAAGUCCUCCUCCAUGAGAGGUCAGGAGAGAGGCAACAGGAGAACGGGCCUUUUCUGUGGUGGCUCCGUUUGUGAAACACUCUCCUGUCACCUUCAUUAUACAUAUUUACUUCGGCUUUCAACUAUCUGUGCCCUUUAGGAAGUGAGUGGAAUGUUUUUUAAUGGAUUUCUCUUUCCUCUUUGCUUUCAUGCACCUAUAUGGGGCUUACUGUCUGUUUGGUUAGAAGUCACUUUGCUCUGGACAAGAAAAAGGGCCUGACCACUUAGAUAGAUAAAUAAACGUGUGUUUCAAGGUAUCUUUUAGUUUUAGUUUUCUUUUAGGCAACUUCGGAAGCCUGCCCAUCUUUGCCAAGGGCAACUGCAGAGUUUCUGACUCAGCUGCUUUGCAUCUUGCUAAAACUUCCUUUUUUCCUUCCUUUGUUGCAGCAACACCGAUGUCCACACAGUAGCCUCUCUCCUGAAACUUUACCUCAGAGAGCUUCCAGAGCCUGUCAUUCCUUUUGCCAGAUACGAAGACUUCCUCUCCUGUGGGCAACUGCUUUCCAAGGACAAAGGAGAGGUCGGUAAACACAUCGCAAACUCACGAAGAAACCUUUGUGCAAAGAUCAAUCAAACUGGGCGUAUUUUUAGGGGGUGAUGAAUUCUAAAACAAUAAUUUUAUUAUUAUUAAACUUCUUUACCUGCUCUUCACCAUGAGGUCCUGGACAUGUGACAGCAAUAUUAAAACACAGUACAGUGGUACCUCGGGUUACAUACGCUUCAGGUUACACACUCCGCUAACCCAGAAAUAGUGCUUCAGGUUAAGAACUUUGCUUCAGGAUGAGAAAAGAAAUUGUGCGGCGGCGGCACAGCAGCAGCAGGAGGCCCCAUUAGCUAAAGUGGUGCUUCAGGUUAAGAACAGUUUCAGGUUAAGUACGGACCUCCGGAACGAAUUAAGUACUUAACCUGAGGUACCACUGUAUUAAAAUCAGUUAAAACGAAUUGCCAUCACAGGAAUAGGUGCCGUAGGUGGGGAGGGAAUGUGACAAGUUUAGGGACUGCCACAGAAAAUGCCCCUCUUCCCACCCCCAUAACUUCUGAGGUGGAACUAUACAGAGGAGCCACUCUGCUGAUAUUCAUUCCCAAGAGGGGGUGUAGGAAAGGAGGGGCUCUUUCAGAUAUGUAGGGUUUUUGAACCCUAAUGUGAGCACCUCGAAUUGGGCCCAGAAGUGAACUAACAGCAAGGUGCAGCUGUUUUAAAAUGAGGGCGUUGCGAGAUUGCCCCUGCUGGUAAUCUGGCUGCUGAGUUUCUGAGUCGACCUCUUAGAGUCAACUUCAAGGGCUGCCCCACGUCAAGCGCAUUGCAGUAAUCCCGUUUGGAAGUUACGAGAUCAUGGAAUGCAUGAUCAUGGAAUAUCCAAAUGGGGCCAUAACUGGUGAACCAGUCUGUCAGGGAACUGCCAUCGGAGCCAGGGGGAGAGGGAGGGCUCCAGAGGGAUUCCCGAGAGCGUCCCGGGAGGGAGAGAAGCAGCACAUCUUCUGGGGAAGGAAAUCAGCGUAGCACCAGUGGAGAAGGGGGGCAGAUGGGGGAAUCGGCGAGGUGGCUCCAUGACUCCUCGCCGGGGACCAGUGGGGAGAGCAGGGGUCCUCCGCUGCCCACACCCUCCCUGCGCUGAAGGCUUCCGUGCAGGGAGAGUAGGCGGAGACUAGGCGUCAAAGAGCUUCUUUGCUGGAAGAAGUUCAAGAAACGCCCACUGACGGAUUCUGCCAGCGAUUGAGACAGCCACGGGCGAGUGGCUGUCCGGACAGAAAGGGUUCACUCAGGCAACCCAGCCAGGUGUGGCACCGAUUUACGCACGAGCAACCCCUUGAACCAUUACACAGUCAUAUCUGGAAACGCACUCUCCUAGCCACUGGGGCCACGAGUCUUCAAGGCUGGAUCCAGCAGUAUCAGCAGGUUAGGAGCUGCCUUGUUCCAGUGGAGGACAACUCUGUCCAGAACUAAACUAAUCGAUCUCCCCAGAUUGCCAUUGAAUAUAGGGGCUGGUUGUGUGUUUGGCGCUAGUUAUGGAGCUAUUGAGCUUAGCGUUCAUUCUGCUUUCGUCCCAUCCCUCAGGGUACUCAGGAACUGGCAAGGCAUGUGAGAAGCCUUCCGCAGGCCAACUACAAUCUCCUCAAGUACAUCUGCAAGUAAGUCAUGUUUAUGGGAGGAGGGUGGGAGUAUUGGCCCAAGCAAUCUUUCCUUUGGUUUUGACAACAAAGAUCAGACACUGAAGCACUGGGAGCGCUAUCACCAGAGGGGUUAAGAAAGUCACUGCUGCCCAACUAGUACUGGCAUGGAACCUUCUUUUUCUGGAAGAUGGAACUGAUGGUCUAACAGAGAGAUAAUCACCAGCAAGGGCAUAACUGCUUGAAUGUCCUGUGCAUGAGCUCUUUUGCACUCUUUCUGCUCCCCCAAAUUAUGGACAGGGCAUGAAGGCUCGGGCCUACUCAGUUCCAUAAUUGCACUCUGCCUAUGCAAUCUUGACAAUUGUUCGUGUAUAUAUCUAUUCAGGGGGACAAGCAUGAAGGCAUCCCAAUUUCUACACAUAAUGGCUAUGAUGCCUAGAGAUAAUGACUUGCUAAAGCAACUCACUCUCCUCUGCUGGAGGUUGAGGACCACAGUGCAAGUGAUAAUGAACACCAGGGCCUCAUCUAGGUCAGGAUGAGUAUCCAAGGAGAAGCAAAUUUGGACUAUGGGUGCAGCCCUCAGUGGGUCCAGCUUGCUGAGUUUGGGAAGAUGAUGUCUCAGCAAAGGCUCAGAGUCAACUGAAGCUUUGGAAAGGCCAUCAGGGCUUGCCCUUCCAAUGGCUCCACCCCACUGGAAGACCUGUUUGCAGUAAUAAAAGGAGCUGUAGCCUAUUGUGGCAGUCACAUGCAACUGGGUGGUGGUAGAACAGAAGAAGCUGCAGGGGAAUCAUCCUCAGAUUCUGGAGAUGAUGGAAAAGGCACAUCCUCAAGCUGUAGCAAUGUAGAAAGGAGAGACGAGCUAGAAAGAGUGUUGCUAACGCCUGUCUUGGGGUGACUUGCACUGUUCUCCUAAACGUUAAUCAAAGCAGUGCCUUCAUUCAUUGGUUAACAGCACUGAAAGGUGGUAGUAACUAGUUUCUAAAAAACAGCAACAGUUGGUUAGAAUAGCAUCUGCACUUUUUGCCUCAUAUCUCUGGUUCUAUAUGGGCUAGAGCAGGCUUCCUUAACCUCGGCCCUCCAGAUGUUUUUGGCCUAUAACUCCCAUGAUCCCUAGCUAGCAGGACCAGUGGUCAGGGAUGAUGGGAACUGUAGUCUCAAAACAUCUAGAGGGCUGAUGUUGAGGAAGCCUGGGCUAGAGACUUGCUUUAUAAAAAUUAAUACAAGGUGUGACCGGAAAGUUUGGUGAAUGGUCACAGAAAUCGGACUGUGAAAAAUAUUUGAACAUACAUACCAUACGGACCUUCAAAGUAGGCCCCUCUGAUAAAAUGCACCAUUGACAACAUUCAUAGAACUGUUGGGAACUUCUGGAGAAGUCCUCUUUUCAUACUGCUUUCAGUUCCCUCAUCAUAGCAGCUUGGACGUGUGGAAUGUUGGAAAAUCUGUGCCCUUUCAGUGCAGAUUUCAGUUUUGGAAAAAGAAAGAAAUCCGGUGAGGCCAGAUCGGGAGAAUAUGGAGGGUGGGAUGACUCAGUAACCUCAGUAACAAUUUCACGUGGAAUAUGCAAUUCUUCCACCAUCAUUUGGACGGACAAACGCCGAUCCUGCUUCAAUAACUCACGAACUCUGUCGACAUUUGCUGCCGUUCCGCUCGUUGGUCUGCCAGACCAAGGGUCAUCUUUGAUGGUUUGCCGCCCUUCACAGAAACGUUUAAACCACUCAUACACUGUAUUUUGAGCUACAUGCCAAUUGUAUGUUUGAAUAUUUCUCGCUGUCUGAUUUCUGUGACCGUUCACCGAACUUUCCAGUCACACCUUGUAGGUCAAAAGGGCACAAGUGCCAUGGCUGGAAUCUGCAGCUAGAUGAGGAGGGGCAGUGCCACAACCUGGCCUCCUGGCAGCAGCACUGGUGCCACUUACUGGGAGGAGGAGAAGUGAGGUAGUGAGGGGUUGGGCACUGUGUGGAUCCAUCAGCAGGAGUGCCAGAUUCAUUCCGCCCGUGUGCCCUCCUUGUACCAGCCUCCCUGCUGCCUCUCCCUUCCUGGCAAGUGGCAGAAAGCUGCUGCCAAGGAAGUCAGGUGCACAGCACCGCCUCUCCUCAGUCCUCACCAAUAGCUCCUGGCUAGAAUCUGGGUCAAACCUGGCACCAUGCCAACCUUGUGUUGUGAGAGACACAUGGUACUCCUUCACAGGUGUGGUGGUAGUGGUGGUGGUUUCACUGGAAAGCAGCUGCAAGAGACUGGAAGCAGAGGAAUGGCAGAUGGAAGGGGGCUGCUUAAAUUUUUCUCUUCCCACUAUCAAAUCACCUGAAAUUUUGCCAUUUGCAGGGCAAAGAUCUCUUUCCCCUGAUAGGUAGGAACAGGGUGUGUGGAUUUUGAGUUAAAGGGGUAAUCUCUUGGGCUUUUACUGCCUAUCAUUGCCUCUGGUGCCGCUUUUCUGCAAAGUAAAAGCAUCAGGAGACUCAUCUUGUAUCUCCCACAUAUUCUAGCUUGACCCUUAGUAAAAAGAGCCAUGGCAGCGAUACAAGUGGUAACUCCUCGCUCUGGUCUUCUUCCUCCACUGAGAAGAGUUGGUGGUGAAUGUAACUUUCACUUCUCUCUUGGGUGGGGUCUUUUCAAGAUUUCUCGAUGAAGUUCAGUCUCACUCGAGCCAUAACAAGAUGAGUGUCCAGAAUCUUGCCACUGUAUUUGGACCAAAUAUCCUUCGACCGCAAGUAGAAGAUCCGUUAGCUAUAAUGGAAGGUAGGCACUUUAUAUUCCUAAGGUUCUGAAGCAUAUUUCAGGUGUGUGUGGACAAUUUCAGCAGCUAUAGAACCUGUGACUAUUCAGUUGUUGAAUGCAAAAGAAUUCUAGACAAAAUACCAAGUCAAAGCAGACCCACUGAACUCAGUGGUCCAAAUGUAUUGGUUUUCGUGAGUCUGCUCUGAGUAUGGAUAUCAUCACAAAUGUUUGCAAAGCUGGCUGUCUCCACCUAACUCUCUUAACAUCACCACACAGGUACUUCCCUGGUCCAGCACUUAAUGACUGCUUUGAUCAGCGAGCAUGGUCAGCUCUUCGGUGCCUCUCUGAUGGAGGGCCCCGGCCAGCACCCACAUGGCACAAUAGACCAUCUAUCCAAGGACAGCAGGGCGGACCGUGAGUUAGAAAGCCCCACAGUCAACCCUGUGAGCCAACUCUUCAAGGCAGCAUCUUCUGCAGCUAAGGAGCAGAACAGCAAAGCAGACUGCAGCCUUCCUGCAACGAGCCCCAGCAAGAGAAGGCAAACAUUGCCCGCCUGGAAAUACUCCUUUCGGCAGCAGGGGUCCGGGUCGCUCAGUCACAAACUGGGAAGCUCUUUGCUGGAUAGCCCCGGUUUCCCUUCCGGUGGGAACUGGCUCAUGAAUGGACUGUAUUCCCUUCAAGGCCACUGCAGGCCGUCCUCAGGAGGGCGGGCCACAGGUUCGCCUCAGAGACUAUCCACCUACGACAAUGUCCCCACUUUCGGCCUCUCUGUCAGCACCCACAGCAGCAGCACCAGUGCCACUUGGUCGAGCUCAUCCUGCGAACUCUCUCUCGCCGUGGACUCCGUCAGCAGCUGCCCUGCCUGUCGGGCCAGCGACUCCUCGGCCUUGAGCUCUCUUCAGGUGGAGUGGGCCACGGCUAGCUCCUUCCCGCAAAGCGAAGCCUGCUUGGAUAACAGCGGGGAGAGGUCAGGGGCGUCUUGCAGCAGCGACAGUGAUCCAAACAAUGGGGCGUCUGCUUCCAAAGAUUCCGCCCGCUGCUCUGGAGCCCUGCAGAGUCUUGUCGCCGAGCUGAAGGCAGAGCUGAGCAAACAAAGGAUUGCAUAUGACUCCAGUAUCAAAAGGUAAGCGUUCCAGAAGGCAGGCAAAUAAAUGCCUGAGAGUCGAGACAAGAGGCUCUGAAUGGUUGUUGUUGUUUUCAGCUGGAACUCACCGGAACUAAGUUCCGGCACCUCUCAAGUGGGCGCCAUUGCCAUUAUACAAGAACAAAGGUGGUGUUCAUGGUGAGUUCCGGCACUUUUUUCCUAGAAAAACAGCACUUUCCUUCCCUUCCGUGUUGACUUCAGCUUACCCACUCAGUUAUCUGAGAAAUCAGAGGUUUACCAGGGCUUUUUUUUCAGCCAGAACUCACUGGAACGGAGUUCCAGCACCUCUCAAGUGAGCUCCGUUGCCAUUGUAAGAUAAUAAGGGAGGUCAUGGUGAGUUUCAGCACCUCUUUUUCUAGAAAAAUAGCACUGGUUUGGGCCAUUUAGAGAUAGUGUUUUAGGAAGACUAUUUAACAAGAAAUACCAUGCUCAUGGGACGCGGGUGGUGCUGUGGGUUAAACCACAGAGCCUAGGACUUGCCGAUCAGAAGGUCGGCAGUUUGAAUCCCCGCGACGGGGUGAGCUCCCAUUGCUUGGUCCCUGCUCCUGCCAACCUAGCAGUUCGAAAGCACGUCAAAGUGCAAGGAGAUAAAUAGGUACCGCUCCAGUGGGAAGGUAAAUGGUGUUUCUGUGCUCCUCUGGUUCGCCAGAAGGGGCUUAGUCAUGCUGGCCACAUGACCCAGAAGCUGUACGCCGGCUCCCUCGGCCAAUAAAGCGAGAUGAGCGUCGCAACCCAGAGUCGGUCACGGCUGGACCUAAUGGUCAGGGGUCCCUUUACCUACCAUGCUCAUGCCAGGGAUAAAGACAAAGGACAAGAGGGCAGCUUCUGAUUUUUGCCAAGAUUUACUUGGAUCUGGGGUUUCCCCUCCUGCCUUGGAGAUGUUGCCUUUUUGGAAGGCUCUGAUGUGCUUACAAUUGCACACAUACCCCCCCCCCCAAAAAAAACCCAUGGCUUCAGAGAGCUUAAGCUGCAAUGUCCAUGCUGAUGUGGGAAUAUGUUUGACGUCAGCUUGCACUCAGGGUGCUUCAUGAUGAAGUAAUUUCACUUCCUCUAUAUCUUGUAGUGCAUGGUUGCACAAAGACAGAUACAGAAAAAGUAUUGGUGCCAUGUAGAUUUGAUUUAGCAUUUUGGAGAUACAUUUAAUAAAAGGUUGAAUGGUGUUUCUGCACAGGGAUGGGUGUGGAUACCCUGGGGGUCUUCCCAAAGGUAUUUUGUUUUCCCACCACUUCAACAGGAAAAUCCUACAUUUUUAGAGUUACAAAAUAGGUAAGGUGAGCAGUCUGCACCUAUAGAUUUAUGUGCAACUGAAAAAUUUGCAUACACAAACUGAGGGCUGGGCCUCCUGUACAUCAAGGGCUGAAUCUAGAGUUAUUUAAAAACGCUAUAAAAAAUACAGCUCCCAAUGGAAAUUUUCAUUGACUUGGGAUUGCUGCUCUACAGCACCAUCUGGUGUCACAUUUUUAAAAUGUAUUUAUUGUUGUUGUUUAGUCUUUUAGUCGUGUCCGACUCUUUGUGACCCCCUGGACCAGAGCACACCAGGCCCUCCUGUCUUCCACUGCCUCCCGCAGUUUGGUCAGACUCAUGCUGGUAGCUUCGAGAACACUGUCCAACCAUCUCGUCCUCUGUCGUCCCCUUCUCCUUGUGCCCUCCAUCUUUCCCAACAUCAGGGUCUUUUCCAGGGAGUCUUCUCUUCUCAUGAGGUGGCCAAAGUAUUGGAGACUCAGCUUCAGGAGUUGUCCUUCCAGUGAGCACUCAGAGCUGAUUUCCUUCAGAAUGGAUAGGUUUGAUCUUCUUGCAGUCCAUGGGACUCUCAAGAGUCUCCUCCAGCACCACCACAUAAAUUGAACUGUGUAGUUGAGUCCAUAGUGAUAUGACAUGCUUCCAAUGGCACCAUGUGAGGGAGAUAGAUGAAGGCAGGAAUUGGUGUCUGAAUGGUGCAGACUUUUAAAAACUGUUGUCCCUGUGUGCUGUAUUUGGGCUCUACUUCGGGCAGAAAAAUGUCCUGCACUAGUACAGUACAAAACAAAGUUGGCUGGCUUUGUCACUAUGGGGACAUGACUUUCCCAGGCUUUCUAUGGCAGGUCGUCACAUCACAGAUAAACAUGUGGCAGCAUUUGCUGCAAGUUUAACUUGUUCGUGUUCUCUCCUGGCUUUAAGGAUUGAAGAAGCAAACACGGAACUGAGGAAGAGGGUGGCAAGAUUAGAAGACGAGCUCGAUCAAGAAAAGAAGAAAUACACAAUGCUGGCGAUCAAGUUGCGGAACUCUGAGAGGGCUCGGAAUGAUGCAGACAAGAGAAACCACCUCCUGCAAGAAGAGAUGGAAGAUUUCUUCAAAACUUUGGGGGAUUUGACUGCAGAAAGCCAGAUGGCCAGCACCCCAAAAUAAAGAGAAGCCGCCAGCCAGAUUCCUCCUGCCCUGCUCCCCACUUCAAAAUGGCAUGGAUCCAUUUUGCCCCUUUGCUUGCAGUGGUGCAGAAAACUUUUGCUAAAUUACUGACUUACAAACAUAGUAUUGAACUGCCAGAGAAGUUGUUAACAGCUAAAGAUAAAUGAUAGAUUGGCGAGGAAGAAGUUGAACCUCUUAUCUGGAAAGCAAGGGGGAUUGUUAUCAUUUCUGGCAGUUUCUUUUUGAUGGCCCAGGGCAAGUGUGAUACUGUGCAUGGUUGCAAAGUGCUUGAACUCUGCUGAAGCAAUGCACUGCCUUCUCCUGCGCGGGAGCACAAAGUUCGGUUUGCAACAUUUAACUGAUCUGCUAAAUUAAAACGAACCUGCAUAGUCAACAUUUCUAUCCUAUGCAUAACUGCUUGCUUGCAUAAUCAAUACUGCCAGCUUACGGUGUCAACAGCAACUGAAUUAAGUUUGCAUGCCGCCCUUCCUUUGAAGCUCUUGGGGCGGUUCACAGCAUAAAAACACAAAAUACCAACGCAAAAUGCACAAUAAAAGCAAGAUCAUAUGCAAACCAAAUCAAUACCCCUCCCCCCCAAAAAAACCCCACAUUUUAAAAGCCAUAGAAUGUUAAACCAGCUAAUGGCCUGGUUGAAAAGGAACGUUUUUGCCUGGUACCUAAAGAUGUACAAUGAAGGCUCCAUGUGAGUCUCCCCGAGAGCAUUCCACAAGCAGGAUGUGAGCAAGGAAUCCCCCAGGACUCCAGCAUCUCUCAGACUGCAUUAUUUUAUGGAGCUCCAUUCACCAGAAGGAACAACCCUGCUACUGGUUCACUUUCUUUCAAUUCUCUUCAACUUCCAACAGAAGUCUAGGAUGUGUUCUAUGAUGCCCCUUCCAAACAAGCUACGUUUUAGGAGAACCUGUUGAAAGGUGUUUUGGAGUUUGACCCACAAUACCCAGCUGCCCAAAAGCCACACGAAUCUCCUCCUCUGAUGUGGUUUCGCACAACAUGUGGCUUAUUAUAAUUUUUAUAAGUAGCCCUACUUUCUGCCUCUACUACUUCUGUUUGACAUAGUGGGGAAGGGCUGUGGUUGUGUUCUCAGAUGAGAUAGGAUAGGCAACAAGGAGAAUGCUGGAGGCCCCGGAAAAAUGUCAAGUGCCUUCAACGAAACAAUGAAAUUUGAGGGACCCAGUAGGCAAAACUGCAUUUAAACAGUUCAGAAACGUUCACAGGUUUUGCAAAAAUGGCAUUAAGUUCAUUUCAGGGAAACCAGGAAGGUGAGACGCUGGAUAAUAUAUAUGCGCACAAUAAAUGCGUAAGAAGAAAUUGCUUUUCUGGGAUCGGGGGAAAGAAAGAUAAGAGUUACUGUACUCCACUGCCCAAUUUCCAGACGUGGUUAAGCCUCUUGAGAAUCUCACAAGCAAGACAGAGCCCAUGCACAGUGUUUAGCAUCUGAGUGUAAUCCUCAGUUAAGGUGUUGAUUAUUUUUUCCAGCUAUAGAAAAAGGAAACAUUCAUUCAAGACACCAGUCUGUCCCUCG